AUGGCAAGCUUGAAUAGCCCGACACAAACAGCCGUUGCUUCCCAAAUGACAGCAAUGGAUAUUAAAAAGGAUGAAGAGUUUGUCAUUCAUGGUCCGACCGAGCCAUCUCUGCAGAAUUUGACGAUAGGGAAGUUGCUUCAACAGCAGAUUGAUCAACACCCGGAUAAGCUUGCAGUGGUAUCGAGAUGGCAGAAUGCAACUCUGACCUACCAAUCCCUCUUUGACUCGAGUCUUGAUAUAUCGCAAGCUCUUCUGGCUCAUGGAUUAUUCUUAGGGGUUGGCGGACUUGGAUCCGUCUUUACCAUUAUUAAUUCCACUUUUACUGCCGAAGAGGUUCUUUCUACGAUUGAUUUUAUAGGUUGGGCCUGUUUCUUUUGA
Molecule: messenger RNA, 378 nt
Organism: Penicillium malachiteum
Lineage: Eukaryota; Fungi; Ascomycota; Eurotiomycetes; Eurotiales; Aspergillaceae
Product: Nonribosomal peptide synthetases (NRPS)
Exons: 2
Coding region: 1-378 (125 amino acids)
Source: RefSeq, a predicted model, not a curated record